CUCAAUAACUAAUUCCUAAGUCCAAUUCUGUGUCUAUUUUUAUACAUAUUGUAGCCAGAAAAAGACGAGUACUAAUCAACUAAUAGGAUUGGGAGUGAAAUUAACAUUUUAUAACGUAGGCUGUGUAAGCCAAAGAGAGGGAGGAGAGUUUGCACUAUAAAGGAAGACAAGACAAACUGGGAGUCACACUAGGAAACUAUCUACACUUGCUACAGAACAGUGCUCACGUGCAACAGUCAAGAGCAAAGCAAAAGACGUCCUCUCAAAACCAGAAAGCCUCAGGUGACUUUCCAUUAUCAUGACAAAGGUUUACAAGAAGAAUAGUGGCAAUGGUAUGUUAUGUCUUUAUUUGGGGAGAAGAGACUUUGUGGACCAUGUGGAACAUGUUGACCCAGUUGAUGGGGUGCUAAAAAUUGAUCCUUCAGCUCUCAAUGGAAAGAAAGUGUGGAUACAGCUUGCAUGUGCCUUCCGUUAUGGACGAGAGGAUCUGGACGUGAUUGGAGUUUCCUUUAGAAAAGAUAUCUGGAUAAAGCGCAUUCAGAUGCAUCCCUUUGAGGGUACCAAGCCCCCAAACACUCCAAUGCAGGAUGCGCUUUUAAAGAAAGCUGGAGAGCAAGGACAUCCCUUCACUUUUGAUAUUCCAGUACAUCUUCCAUGCUCAGUGUCCCUUCAGCCAGGACCAGAGGAUGCCGGGAAGCCUUGUGGGGUUGACUAUGAAGUCAAAGCCUAUAUUACAAAUGAAGAAGACGAGACAGAUGAAAAGGUUGUCAAGAAGGAUACCUGCCGUCUGAUUAUUCGUAAAAUCCAGUAUGCACCAAAUGAGCUAGCACCCGGACCCAAAACCGAUCUCAACAAACAGUUUAUCACUGCAGACAAACCAAUUCACGUGGAGGCCUCCAUGGAGAAAGAGCUCUACUAUCAUGGAGAUCCCAUUCCUAUCAAACUGAAAGUGAAUAAUGAGACCAGUAAAGUAGUGAAGAAAAUCAAAAUAAGCAUUCACCAAAUUACAGAUGUACUGCUUUACUCAGCGGACAAAUACCACAAAUGUGUUCUGAAUGAAGAGUUUGCGGACCAAAUUAAUGCGAACUCCACCUUUGAGAAGGAAUAUAGAGUCACUCCUCUGCUUGCUAAUAACAAAGAGAAACGUGGCCUUUCACUGGAUGGAAAACUGAAAGAUGAAGACACCAACUUGGCUUCUUCAACAAUUCUGCUCCCCAACAUGGAUAAAAAAAUACAAGGCCUUGUUGUUUCCUACAAAAUUAAAGUUACCCUGAUGAUGGGAGGUGGUCUCUUGGGAAGCCUAACAUCAAGUGAUAUUACUGCUGAACUCCCCUUGGUUCUGAUGGCACCUAAACCAACAGGACAGACAUCAACCUUGAAUAGACUCAACAGCCAGUGAUGGAAAAGAGCAAGUCAGAAGGAGAGACACUCAGGAAUAGAUGCAGAUUCCAAAUAAUUUCAUUUCAUGAGCCAUAGACCAUAGAUGAUUUCUUGUUGCAAAUAUCGGUGUAAAAGGAAUUAGCUGUAUAGUGUUAAAAAUGGGCUAAAGGCCUUGUGCACUAAGAGGAACUCAAUGACACUGAUCAAGCAUUGGUCUGAUGCUGAUGUCAUGUUUGUUUCUUCUGCCUUUAUAAUGGGAUCUCAGAUUAAUGUUUUAGUUUCUUUUUGUAUGUGAAUGUAAAAAAUUAACAACUUACGAUAAAUGUAUUAUUAUAAUUGUAUUAAAUUGUAUUUUUUUCCUGUAUGUGGUGAUGGUGGAAAUUAAUAAACAUUGGAGUGUUAUUUGGACCACUAUCAAA
Carassius gibelio (silver crucian carp) is the source of this 1799-nucleotide messenger RNA. RefSeq names its product arrestin-C-like. NCBI's taxonomy places the organism in Eukaryota, Metazoa, Chordata, Actinopteri, Cypriniformes, Cyprinidae. The record is from RefSeq and is a predicted model, not a curated record. Bases 299 to 1399 code for a protein of 366 amino acids. Gene Ontology annotation, biological process: signal transduction; G protein-coupled receptor internalization; visual perception. Gene Ontology annotation, molecular function: G protein-coupled receptor binding. The transcript is spliced from 15 exons.